CACUGGCCACGCGUUCGUUUUGUAGUAUAUAUGUUAGACAACAUUCUAUUGCUAGAACAUUCAGUUUGGUUUCUGAGUUCACAUUUUUAGGAAGCCCGCUGGGCCCCGCCACUUUUAAUACUAUUUUAACUGUUGAAAAAUCACUACAAAGAAAAUAUUAUUAUAUACAUGCAAGUACGAAAACAUUUGCAAAAAAGCAAGACUUUCAAACACAUGAAGUAGUGAUCCGAACGGAAAAACCGUUAAAAUAAUGAUCACGUACUAUUUUCAAAUGAAAUUUGAAAUUUUACAUUUACAUUUUACAUAAUUUUACGUUAAUUACAUUAACGUUGUAUGUAACAACGUAAUAAUUACAACGUAAUAAAAUAUAAAGUACUCACAGCGAAUUCACUUCACUUAUUAAACUUUAUCUUGCAAUGUCGGGUACCAACUGUUUGCAAGAUGUUGCUUCGACGGUAAACAAAACGCCAAUGAGCUAAAGUCGCGCUCAGCGAUUUACGAAACUUCCCGAGCCCGACACCGCCAGGUGGCGCCACAUAGCCAGACGUGACGUCAAUAAAAGUACGAAAACUGGUAUGAAAUCGACGGAAACGGAAAUGCUACUCUCAAUAUAAAGCUUCCAGUUACGGUCAAUAUUUUAAUAAUAAUUAUAAGACAUAAUCAAGUAUGGCCUCUUCAGUAUGGCCUUAUAGGUACCUACGACCCAGCGCCAGUUCUUGAAAAUAGCAGUGCAUUGUUAUUAUAUACCUACAGGCUACAGGGUGUCCCGUAAUUAAUGGAUAAUACGAACCGAACGAUUAUCACUGACAGGUAUAUUGGUGCCGAUAGACUGAUUUAAUGCUAGUCGCUCGGCCGGUGCGCCGUGCACACAUUUCAUACAAAUCGGUUCAGUAGGUAAGCCGCGAAAAGGUAACAGACAAACAGACAUACUCACUUUUGCAUUUAUAAUAUUAGUAUGGAUGAAAACUGUUUAUAUUUUAUUAUACCUACUAAUGUUACAUACUUACGGACUACUUAUGAAAUAAAAAAAUUGAUCAUGUCGAGUAGGUACUUAGGCUUAGUUUACAACGUUUCAAAACGUGAAGUCGAUCUGUUUGUAAUAACUUUACUACCAGUGUCCAACAAACGUUCUCUACGAUCCUGACGACGACGUAACGACCGACGGCGCUGGCCAAAGACGAGGUCCCCGAUGAUACUCUCAGACUCAGAUGCUUCUGCGUUCAGGCUGAUAAGGAUCAGGCGAUGCUUAUGUGCUCGCCCACGACCCGGUGAUACCGCUGAGGCCCCAUUAUGAGCCUAACGCACUUACACAUCAGAAAAAGAACCACAUCAUAUCAAAAAUGACGUGGGUUCUUUUUCUGAUUGUUUGAUCCAAUACACGCCUAUGUACAUAUUCCUUAUGCCGCAUCUCGCACUGUUACAAAUGGUUACAUGUUACAUCAGACGAUACAGACAGAUCCCGCUGACUGCCUACUCUUUAUAUUAAUUUACUCUUUGCCACAGAGAAGACAGACAGAAGCUGCCAAGCGUUGACGCGUGCCACGUGGACAUUUCGAAUAUUUAUUUUUUAUCAUUAUUUCUAAAUUAAAUUUACAUCAAAUUAAUUAAUGUUUCUAAACGGUAGUGUUUCUAGGGUCUAUAGUUUCAAACUGUACUUUUCAACAAAGAAGAACAUAUCCGCGACGCAACGCGUUCUACCGCUGCCCGGGCUUCGCCCUCGCCACGGCCGCCCCCCGCCGCGCGCUGCUGCUGGCCGCGGGCGCGCUGCUGGCGGCGCUGCUGGCGGCGCUGCUGGGCGCCGCGGACGCCGCUGACGACGGCGCCGACAGCGACGACGCGCCCUUCAUGGUGACGUACCGUCCCGCCGCAGACUGUGAUUGGGUUGUUAACUUAAAGAUAAGCUGGAAACUCAAUAUUAAUAUGGACACACUACACUGGUAAAAUGCUCAAUAGUAUAUAUCAAUAUCAAUAUAUCAAUGUACAAUAUAGGAAAAAAAAUACUUGCUUAAAAUUGCUAAUGCAGUCAUUCUUGAUGUUAAAAAAACCGGCCAAGUGCGAGUCGGAGUCGCGCAGCGAGAGGGGUUCUUACCAAUGUUGGCGGCUGAUCGGGGACGACGUUUAGUUCAUCGAGCGAGUUCGAGCUUCGAAUUGAUCUCUCUCUGUUUGUCACGAUAGUAACAGAAAGGUAGAGGUGAAUUCCAAACUAAAAAUCUGAAUGAAAAAUCCCGGAGAGUCGGGAGAUGACGAGACCCGUCCGCUGCCCGCAGAUGGUGCUGGUGCGCGGCUCGCGCGCGGGCGGGCGGCGCUGCGGCGCGGCGCUGGUGUCGCGGCGCACGGGUAUCAGCACGGCGCGUUGCGCGGGCGGCGCUCGCGCGCUGUGGGCGCUGGCGGGCGCGGGCGCGGGCGCGGGCGCGCGGCGGGUGGCGCGCGUGGCGCUGGCGGACGCGGGCGGGCCCGACCCCGCGCGCGACGUGGCCGUGGUGGAGCUGGAGGCGCCCUUCGGCGCGGCGGCGCGCGUGCGCCCCAUCCUGCUGGCGACGGGCGCGCCGCCGGCCGCCGCCCGUUGCCACGCCGUGCGCGCGCUGCCGGCGCCGGGCGGCGCGGAGCGCUACCGCGUGCUGAGCGUGCGGCGCGCGCCGGAGUCGCAGUGCGCGGCGCGAGUGGCGCGCUGGGCGGAGGCGCGCGAGAAUGCGCUGUGUCUGACGGGCGGCGCGCUGUGCGAGCGUGACUUGGGCGGUGGCGUCGUUUGCGACGGCAAGCUGUGCGGCGUGCUGAGCGCGGUGGGCGGCGCGGGCGCGGAGGCGGGCGCGGGCGCGGGCGCGGGCGCGGGCGCGGGCUGCGGCGACACGUUUGCGGCGCAGAGCGUGGCGCGCUGGCGGCGCUUCCUGCACUGCGCGCACACGCUGCGCCAGUGCGGCCGGCUUUACAGUGUCGUGUCCGGCAGCGGAGCGUGCGCCGCACUCUGCGUCGAGCGCCGCCUGCUGCCCGGCGAGCCGCCCGACGAGCCGCGCGCCGUCGCCCCCGUCGCCGCCGGCGCCGACGCGCGCGCUCGGAGCCCGGCGCCGACGUCGGCCGCCGGGACGCGCGCUCUGUUCGUCGCCGAGCGCGCGCCGGGACUGCUGUCGCCCGAGUUCGAGCCGAACCGCGCAGAUUUCCAGGCUGGCGAAUACGGCGACAACGCGCUCGACUACGCGGGAGACGACGUGCCGCCGCCGUCGCGCACGCCGCCGCCUCCGCUUCCGCCUCCGCCUCCGCUGCACUCGCUCCCGCCGCCGUCGCCGCGCCCUCCUGCGCGCCCGCCGCUCCGCCUGGAGGCGCGCGUCGCACCGGCCGCUUCCACGCUCGCGCGCGCGCACGCGCCCGUGCACUCGCCCGCGCCCGCGCCCGCGCCCUCGUCCCCGCCGGUCGCCGCCGCCGCGUCCGCUCGCCUCUCGCGCUUCCUGCGCACACUCUGCUGCUCUCUACCCUGCUGGAUCUCUUUAAUAUUUUUAUUUUAAAAAAUAAAAUAAAUCAUGCAACAGA
Bicyclus anynana (squinting bush brown) is the source of this 3522-nucleotide messenger RNA. RefSeq lists its product as uncharacterized. Gene Ontology annotation, biological process: proteolysis. The coding region runs from base 2241 to 3497 and encodes 418 amino acids. The record is from RefSeq and is a predicted model, not a curated record. The transcript has 4 exons. NCBI's taxonomy places the organism in Eukaryota, Metazoa, Arthropoda, Insecta, Lepidoptera, Nymphalidae. Gene Ontology annotation, molecular function: serine-type endopeptidase activity.